AUUUUAAACACUGAUUUCUAUUUGUAGGUGUUUCAAAGACGCUGGAAUGGGUCUGUUGACUUCAACAGGAAUUUUGUGGAGUACGAGCAGGGGUUUGGCUCACUGGAUGGUGAAUUUUGGAUGGGUCUGGGCCUUCUUCAGUCCAUAACAAGCCGGGCUAACAUGACCUUACGUAUGAACAUGAGUUAUCCAGAUGGAACUACUGGAUUCGACGAGUACUCGGGGUUUCUUAUUUCUCCAGACCAAUACAACAUAAGCGUUGAAAGGAGGAUCGACUCAGCAGGAAUGUCCGGUUCCUAUAUCCUCUCCAACAGUGGUGAUUUUUGGGCUAUCAACCACCAGCCGUUUUCAACAUACGAUAGGGACGUGGACCAGUGGUUGUCUGGCAACUGUGCCCGAAACAAUGGAGGAGGCUGGUGGUACAAUUUUUGCGCGCACAGUAACCUGAAUGGACAGUACAAUAGUAGCUGGUUUCAUUACUUUUCCUUCCAACGGUACACAACGUUGAAGACGUCAACUAUGAUGCUACGACUGAGUAAUUAAGAUCGCAGUUCGGCUGAUUAAAGUAUGUCCGAAAAUGACAUCUUCCACGCAAUUCAUUUCUUUUAUUAACACCAAUAGUUCAUUAUUUCUGUCAAGAACUGUUAAGAACUA
Molecule: messenger RNA, 654 nt
Organism: Mya arenaria
Lineage: Eukaryota; Metazoa; Mollusca; Bivalvia; Myida; Myidae
Product: angiopoietin-related protein 6-like
Exons: 3
Coding region: 121-543 (140 amino acids)
Source: RefSeq, a predicted model, not a curated record